Molecule: messenger RNA, 398 nt
Organism: Paecilomyces variotii
Lineage: Eukaryota; Fungi; Ascomycota; Eurotiomycetes; Eurotiales; Thermoascaceae
Exons: 2
Coding region: 1-297 (98 amino acids)
Biological process (GO): nucleolar large rRNA transcription by RNA polymerase I
Cellular component (GO): RNA polymerase I upstream activating factor complex
Molecular function (GO): RNA polymerase I cis-regulatory region sequence-specific DNA binding
Source: RefSeq, a predicted model, not a curated record
AUGCCAGGUCGGGUAAACGCCUAUGUUUCUCACGUUAAGAAAACAACUUCUAGUUACUUCGCCCAUGAGGCUCUUACAUCCGAUCGUUCUCUCCCCAGUUCCGGUCUUCUAGAAGCCAUCAACGCCUACUCGGCUGACUUCUACGAUGAUGCGAUGUGGGACCGGGUUCAAGAUGAUUAUCAGAACAUGGAUGAGACGGCUUUGAUCGCCAUGGGGAUCCUGUUGGAGGAGAUGGCACAGGAAUCUCUAGGCGAAACUGAUGACUUGAUCCUGGUCGAGGAAGAGGAGAUUCGGUAACAUCCUUGACAGCGUGAUCAAGAAGAAAAAGAAGCAAUAGAAGAAGCCUCGUUUAGCAGCCAAGGCGAUACCCACGGAUAUGGACACAGAAGGGGACACGA